Molecule: messenger RNA, 633 nt
Organism: Budorcas taxicolor (takin)
Lineage: Eukaryota; Metazoa; Chordata; Mammalia; Artiodactyla; Bovidae
Product: phosphatidylcholine transfer protein-like
Exons: 6
Coding region: 1-633 (210 amino acids)
Molecular function (GO): phosphatidylcholine intramembrane carrier activity; phosphatidylcholine binding
Source: RefSeq, a predicted model, not a curated record
AUGGCCUCUGCCAGGAGUUUUUCUGAGGAGCAAUUCCAGGAGGCUUGUGCGGAACUUCAGAAUCCCAGGCUAUCAGGCUGGAAUUGGCAGGUGGAAUCCAGGGGCUUUACCGUCUACCGGAAGCUAAACAGGCCAACUGGACUUUAUGAGUAUAAGCUCAUUGGUACUCUGAGAGCUCCACCAGAUCUCCUUGCAGAUAUCUGUAUGGAUUUAGGCUAUAUAAGAUGGCGGAUCCCACAAGUUAUAGAAGCCUAUAAAACAGAAUGCAAUGGAGAAACCGUGAUCUACAUGAAAAUGGAGUUUCCUUUUUUAUUGUCCCACAGAGAUUGCGUCUAUGUGCAGCAGCGGCGAGAACUGGACUUCAGAGGGCGGAAGAUACAGGUGGUCCUGGCCAAGAGCACCUCAGUGCCACAGUUUCCAGAGAGGUCAGGAUUCAUCCGGGUGAGGCAGUGCCAGGUGAAGCUGGCCGUGGAGAGCGAUGGCAGUAACCAGAGCAAAGUAUUAAUUCAUUGCUUCAUAAACCCUGGUGGCCGUAUUCCAUCCUGGAUCAUCAACUUGUUUGCCAAGAAUGGAAUUCCUGGCUUCCUGGCUGACCUGGAGGAUGCCUACCUGAGGUACCAGAGGAGAACCUAA